AUGAAUCUAUUCCUUUUGAAAAUAUCAUUUGGGUUUUCUACCGGCGACUUUAUAGCCGUCGGAGAAGUUAUCGCGACUUUGAUCAAAGGUCUUCGUGAGACAGGAGGUUCCAAAUCGGAUUAUCAAGAGCUUGUCCGUGAAUUACAAAGUUUAGAGAAGGCCUUGAAGCAUGUUGACAAUUUCAGUACCUCCAAAGAGUCCAAUAUAGGAUUAGACGGUGUCAAAUGUGCUGCUUUGCUAUGCUCAUGUGUACCUCGGGGAAUUAGGAGUGUUGGACGAGAGAUUCAAUGGGGAUUUAGAAAGAAAGAUGAGGUACAAAAAUUACUUGGAUAUCUGAGUAUCCAUAUUGAUAGUAUCAACAUGAUGUUGUUAACUCUGGCGUUGGAAGUAUCUGACCUAGCAAACAAGAAAGCAGAAGAAAAUCAUUUAAGCCUCAAGAACCUAAUAGAAGAUAGUCGGAUUGAUAUCCUCAAUACAAAAAUGUCGGUAACCACAAUCCAGGACAGCUUGUUGGAUCAAUCCCUCCUAGCUAGUAGUAACCAAUCGAUGCUAACACCACUGUCUGGCGUUAUCAAUGGCGAAGUGGUUCUCCCGCUGAAAUAUCUGGGAGAUAUGACGACUCAAAACUGCACCUCCACUCAACAAAUGCUACGCAUGGCAAGCGAAAUUCGAGGCAUGUUGCCCGCCGUAGAUACCAGGUUCACCUACUGUCAAGCUCCUGUCAAGGUGGAAGAUGCACUUGGGCGUUUCUUUCCUGUACCAUCUGAAUAUUCUUUCGAUGAUCUUCGUGCGAUUAUUCAUAGUCGUUUUAAAGAAGGUCCCGGAAAAUAUCAAGUUUUAAGUGGUAACUAUGAAAUAUUGAACGGCAAGAAUAGGAAGCAGGUCAUGUCUGCGGGAUACUGCGAGAGGCGUGGAUUUCUACCAGGAAGUACACUCACCAUGGCGAUCAUUCUGGAUGAUGUUCUUAAGCAAGGAGACGAUUUUUAUCCAAUGCCACGAUGUGGUUCACGAGCUUCAAGCCCAGUUAUAGGAGGAGGCAGAACUUCAUCUUUUACGUCAAGUUCAACAGCUGUAUGUGAGCGACAGCGAUUAAGCCGAGAGAUGAAGACAAGUGCUGAUUCGAUUCGGACGCACCAUUAUCGCCGUUGGCCCAUUGCUGGUCAUCCAUAA
Molecule: messenger RNA, 1170 nt
Organism: Botrytis porri
Lineage: Eukaryota; Fungi; Ascomycota; Leotiomycetes; Helotiales; Sclerotiniaceae
Exons: 4
Coding region: 1-1170 (389 amino acids)
Source: RefSeq, a predicted model, not a curated record